Molecule: messenger RNA, 1261 nt
Organism: Fusarium odoratissimum NRRL 54006
Lineage: Eukaryota; Fungi; Ascomycota; Sordariomycetes; Hypocreales; Nectriaceae
Exons: 1
Coding region: 4-978 (324 amino acids)
Source: RefSeq, a predicted model, not a curated record
GACAUGAUUUGCAUUAAACACACUCAAAGACUACACGUAGCAACAGUUUACACCCUAAAACGAAAUUGCCAAGAUUUCUCAACACAAAAACAACUACAACGAAGGUCAUUCGAGCCGGUCAAGAUGAGUUGGAUGGACAGCUGGAGUCGACCCUCCAAAUCGCAAGCAACACCAGCACCUUUCUACUUAUUACCCGGAGGCGAAGCAACUCCGUAUUGUCAUUCAUGCGGCAGAGUGAUUAGUACGAGGCGAACUACCGCGACAGCAAAUACCAAUACGCCAGCCAAGUACUGCUCGAGCCGAUGUCGCACACAGAAGCCCGGAAAGCUGGACCGCGAGCUGGAGAAAGCCUUUGUGAAAUUAUUGACGGCCGAAGAGAGCACAGCAGAUGAGGUAAAGAAGCAGGCAAAAGGUGGCAAGCAUAAGAAAGGGAAGAACAGCAAAGGCGACAAUCGCAUCUUGGUGCCAUGCAGCGCAGCAGAGGAACUUGUCUUUGGACCGAACCGAACGUCAAUGGAGGGAGAAAUUGAACAACAUGAUAGCGACGAGGAGGAAGCGCAAGGAUUGGAAUAUACGCAAGCGCCAUCGGAGCCUCGAUCAUCAGAAGACAUGGACCUCUCAGGCAACAUCAAAGACGACAAUCACAUCGACGGGGACGUUCUGGCCCGCAUGUCAGUCCGCAGUGGCACUCGCAUCCGUCCACCUCAAUCCGUAUCCGAAGUCAACGGCAGUGUCGGCGGCGAAAAAGGCCGAGCAGAACGUAUCCACGAGACAGACGCGAUGCUCGAGAAGCGAAAACAAGGACAGAAACGCGCGAAGGAACGGGAAAUGACAAAGUGCGCUGCACGACGAGGUGUUGUUUUUGGGUUCACUGUCAGCGACGAAGGAGAGAAACGACUUUGUGAGGCAGUCAUGGCGGGAAAAAUCGUGGAGCCGAGCUUUGCAAAGGGGGACUGGGCGAUAAGAUGGAGAGAAUGAGAUUGCUCGGACUGUUGGCUCAUGUAUCAGAUAUGGUUCGGGCCGACAGGAGUCAAUAAAGGUGCUGAUUGUGACGGAUUGACAAUGUUCAUGACGCGCUUGCGAUAGGGAUCGACGCCCUUAUCACGAUCCAAGCGUUGAUGACAAGGCACUCUAGAGCGAAGAAGGAAAGGACACCGCCCAUUUGUAACACCGGUUCAUUGAUUCACCAACUAAUCUGCUGAGUAACGAAUAUGAGUGGUUUUACUGGUAGAUCAAGCAUCGUCUUGACUUCAGUUUCGAC